CACAUUUUUUCACUACAAAACAAAUAUGGUAAGUAUCGCAAAAUAGACACUUUCCCUAUUGAUUCGCGUUUGACCUCUUUGCCGACAAAAUAUAGUAGGUUGCUCUUGUUGUACAACGAAGUCCACAUGAGAAGAGAAGAUUGCUUCUGUCUUGCAGAGGUACACCUACACACAUAUAAUUCAUAGCGAAGGUACAUGUAUAUUUCUUGUUCAGUGAGAAAAUAUAAUACAUUCUGCAACAAGCAACAAUCAAUACUUGAAAAGAUGAAACGUCAUGGGAUGAAGACGAUCGCGGCAACGGCCGCGACCGCAGCGAUGAAGGCGACGUGGUUUCUGGAUGUGAGCAUGGCUGUAGAAAUGGCAGGACGACAGCAGGAAAAGAUCAUUGGCACUGACUCUCUUACGGAUAAACUUAUAGAACCUAUCAUGGAUGAGCCACGACUUCUCUUUCAUAUGUGAUGGGUCCGCUAGUAAGAUUGUCUACAAGAUAAGCAGUAAAAUGAUCGGCUGAACAAGUAAGUGGAAUGAGGAUGCGGCUGGGAACUUGAACUUCUAUGAACAAACUUCACCCUAUCUCUAGAAGUCCAAUCAUCACUUUCAUCGUCAUCAUUUUCAUCACCUUCAUCAUCAUCAUUUUCAUAUUCAUCAUCAACAAUAACAUCAUCAUCAGCAUCUUUUUUUUUCUAAUAAUCCUAUUCUCGAGGAGGGAUCUGCUGAGGAUGUACCCGCUCCGCCGGUUCCUGCAUACUACCCGCCGCCACCUUCGUUUAAUUUAAGGAUACGGCAGACCGUAACCGCUUAGUUUUUCCCUCAUCAUCCUUGGCUAGUCCCUUCAAACAAACUAUCCUAGGUCGGUGGAAAGAAAACCAAACCGCAAAGAAAUGGAGUGAGUGUUCAAUCUUUUGCUUAACGCCGUUGUUCGUUCACUAUCAUACUAGUUCGAAGCUUACUAUCAUAGUUGUAAGUUCAUUAGUAUCAUGUAAUGCCGUGACGUGAAGUUAGUACUUUUACACAGUGAACAGUCGAGGCUAGCAACGCGUAAAACAGGUAAGUGAGACUAUAAAAAUGCGUGACCUCGAACUCAAUCAGCUGGCCAAGUAUAACAACUUUGGGGUUUGGUGGCUACUAGUACUAUGCAUCCCAAAGCAUCGUGACAUUCUUGCACCUCUCGAAUAUAAAUAGGCUAACUACUAGUACUAUGACUUCUACUAGUGAUUGUAAUAUCCUUGCUUCAGAAUCUAGAGUUAUGAUGAACUACUUCUAGUAUCACUAUCACGCAGUUCGUCAACUUCUACUUCUAAUGAAGAGUCCGACGUCGUUUCUUGCCCGUGGUAGCUGUGGAAGUGGAGGAUGCUGCGAGGGUUGCGGCGCUUCGACCCAGCCCUUCUUCUUGUACGUCCGCUUCAAUUUAUGGAGAAGGUUUACAAGUCAAAAAAUACUAAUCAGCUAUUGUUCCAUCCGACAUCAUCUUGGAAGAUAAGUACAAGAUACUUCAGCCUAAAAGGGAAGUAGAUAUCCUUCUCCUAGCAGGUAAGUACUACCGAAUCAAUGUAUCCCUAGGUUGGUUCCUGAAUCCAAGAUAUCCGUCUCCUAGGUGCCUAAAAAUCAUUAGUGCAGAUUGUCAUUGUCCGAAGUAUGAAAAGUAUCGCCUUUUUGGGAAGGUCUAGGUCCUGCGACGCUCAGAGUAGUAUACAAAGUAAAUUAGCUGGCUAAUUUCCUUCCAUAGUUCGGAGGUCGUUAGUAUUCCUUAAUCGCAAUACUUAUUAGUCAUGUGAUGUCUUUACAUCUUAUAUGAUGUGUAACAACUACUGAUCUGGUGGUGUGAUCUGGUGGUGUAACAAUAUCAAGUGUGAUCUGGUGGUGUGAUCUGGUAAGAUCAGGUACUCAUAUUUGGUUCUUUGUCCCGACAUUGCAUAGAGACCCUGCCGUCAAGAAGGUGAAUAAGAUCAAGUUCAUAGUGUGUAAUAGCCCGACGGCAGGGUCUAUAAAAGGGCAGAAGGAUCGUGUAGGCGGGGAAAAAUACCGCAAGUAAUAGAUGUGUAAAUGAAAAAUGAUAAUGCAAGUUGGAUGAUCGAAAACAGUGUGUAAAAGGAAAAGGAAAAUGGCUCUCCGACAGCAAAGCUCAUCGGCAAGGCGCAUUGCGCCGACGGCAACGCGAAUAAGAAAGGGAAUUGGAAUAGAAGUUUAGCAACAGUUCCGAAAAGCCCAGCGAGUAAGGUCCAAAUCAAAAUAUGACAACUCCAGCUAACUAGUAGUAGGCAGCAUCGACUACCGUCCUCACAAUUUGGGAAAAAAAAACAGGACCCGGGCAAGAGGUGAAUAGGACGUAGAAUAGUAGAGCAUCGACUUGAACACCAUAGAAACGUACGCACGCGCUUGACAAGAGGCCUCAAGCGUUUGCGGGAAGCCAGGGCCAUAGCCGGUCAAGCAGCUUCGCUAGCGUUAGAAAAGAAGGAGCGCCACCGACUCAGGAAGCACUGUAGCGCCAGGAUUGAAACACGCCCCAAACGGCUGAAAAGAAAGUCAAAAAUCAAAAGAGCGUCAAAAGAAAUUGAAAAAAGGCUGAAAGACAAGUGAUGUCCGUUCAAUCCUGGGGCAGGCAGUCGGGUCGCCGUGGUUCGUAGCGCUAGACCUAGGAGUCUCCAAUUACACGAGGAGAUGAGUGAAGGGUCAACCGCCAAGAAAGAAGUGAACAGGCCAGACAACGGAGGAGACGUGGAGGUUCUGGACCAAGCAGUCGAAAUUCUGGAACCGAACCCCGGAUCGACGACGUCUUCCUUCUUGAUGAAACAUCUGGUCGAUUUUCUCGCCAGCAAUGAUUUCGCGGUCUUCGUCUGGAACCGUCGCGCAGUGUCAGCCGCGACGGAGGCAGACGCGUACGCUUUGGCGCAAGCCGCGGGGAUUGAUUGUUUGGUGUGGCCGCAUUGGGUUCCACCAUGGAGCCUAAUGUUAAAGCUGGGUGCUACGUCGGUUGCGAUUACGCAGUUCAAAGUGCAGCAGGCCUUCGCUCGUGGUAGCACGUCUAGGAGAGGCCGUUCAAUAAUACGCUUGUCGAGAUACAACUAUCAUCUACCGACAGUAAAUGCGAGAGCGCUGUCAAAGCUCUCGGAGGAGCAAAUAGAUAGACUGCCGCACAGCGAGAGAAGAGCCAUCUUUGACAAGGUCGAGCUCAAAAACGGGGAAGCCACUUGGACCAUCCCAUCGCCAGGAGCGACGAUGGAGAAGGAGAAGACCUUCGACAGAAAGGGUUUGGCGUUAGACGUCUCCAGAAUCUUUGCGAGAGUGAUAGCCGCACACAAAGCGAGUGAACAAGUCCCCGAAUUCGCGAGAAUUGCAGCGGAGGACGGGAGAGAUUUGUCGCUGCGGCCGAAGUCCAUUGAUAAAGAUGCGCCUCUAUCAGUCUCGGUCGGGGCUUACAAGCUGCAUCCAAGUACAGAGCCCCAGCAGGUGAUAGUCGAAUCAUUCCAAGUUUUUGGCUCCAUGACGGCGCAUCAAAGGACCUGGUUGGAAACCACGAAGAAUUUGCUGAAGGAUGGCAUAAGCCUCAAGCAGGUGACUCCCCGAGAGGCUAGUUGGGUGGCGCGGAGUUGGCAUCCAGGUGUGCCAGUGCCGGGGGCUGUGUCACACAACGCCCAGAUUGUGUUCCGAGCGAAACACGACAGCGUCUUCAAAGGAGAGGACGACUUCUCAAAUCGCGACGAAGACGUGGGCAGCGAGCUCGGAGACGGCCCAACAGACCAUCUGGCUCAGCAAGAUGCGUUGGAGGAUGACGUGGAUGUGGACGUGACGUCGACACCACGGACGGGACUAGCUAAUUGGAAUUUAAAUAGUGUCACAAAUUUAAGCCGGUUGCAGAAGUACUGUGACACCAACAUACCUCAGCUGAGCACGGUGCAAGAAUUGCGCAGGAGGUUCUGGAUGCGUGAGAAUGCAAGAUUACCGAUGCAGGGGCUAUCUGGGGCGGAAUAUGUAGUAGACGUGUGCACAGAUAGCACCGCAGCACGCGGCCCAGACAACUCCGGUGGAGCAGCAGUGCUGAGAUUGGUAGGAGUUCCAGGAACAGUACCUCCCAAGGACUGGUCUUCAAGUUGGGUCAUCACAGCCUCACCAGACAAAGCGUUCGCAUUGGGAGACGGCACAGCGAUAGCCGGCCAACGGGAGCCAGGUGAGAUCCUCCUAUACGCCGCAGCAGCCCGGUACGGCUCGUUGAUCCUCAUGUCGGUGUAUUUCGAUAACAGGCUCCCAGAUAGGCGGAUCGACUUGGAGCAUGUGAAAUUGCAGAUGACGGACUUGGAGAGGCAGGUGAAAGCGGCAGCAGAGGAGAAAGAAGCACUGGUCAUGAUCGCGGGUGAUUUCAACUCCGAGAUGUCCGCUCGAGGUACAGCGACUUCAUGCACAAAAAAGCUGAGAGAAGUGCUAUAUGACCCCAUAAAACGGCUGACAGGACAUAAGGUGAAACUACCAGGUCCUACUUGCUUCAGAGCGCUGAAGUUAAAAGCAGGAGGAGAGCCGAGAGAGAUAGAUGCGAUACUAAUGUCAGAGAACACGAUACCGGAAAGCGCCGUGUCUCUAUGGAACCUCGAGAACGACACCCCCAGAGAGAUCUUAGGGACCGACGGAGCCCCGGUCGAUCACGCGCUGAUAGCUGUGGAGCAACUCUUCAAGUUUUCGCAAGGGAAUACGUUCCAGACAAUGCUUCCUAGCGUGUCGCAGAAGAUGAAAGAGGCAAGCGCGAAGGCAUGGGCGACUCGCGACAAAGAUGUCCUGUCCACCUCCUACGCGGAAGCAUUAUAUCCAAGUUGGGAGGACGCCAGAAAGGUCGGUACUCACCCGGUGUCAGUGAAAGACACUGUAAAGGGCUACCAGCACUCAGUCCAGGUACCGAGGUCGAUGAAGCCGAAAAAGGAGAGCUUUGCGUCUAUGCUUACGGAUUAUCUAAAGCUGCACAAUAUCGGAUUUACUAGUGCUUCAAAUCGACAGCAGAAGUUCAGCCGACCGCGGGAUCUGGUGCAACUAGAGCGAGUAGUGUCACGAGCAGCGGUUGACUCAGCCUUCUUCGGGGGAUCGUAUUGCGCCGAGAGACCGACUUUUGGAGGUGGUUCAUCAGCCAGCUUACCCUCGAUAGGAGCGCCGCCGAACGACGAAGGAGUCACAGAGAAGACAGAGCAGAUGGACGCGCUGUUAGAUUACUACACAGCAGCGCUUCCGUCGGAAGCGACAACGAAGUCCCACGAGCUGUAUUCGCUUCUCGACGGCGUGGCGAAAUCCAUCUGGGGUGAGAAAAGAGGAGAUCCUUGCGGAAAGUUAGUAGUGCUAGUCUGCGGCGCGGAAGUCGUAGCGGACCCUGUUCAUGUCGUGACUUUGGCCCCUCUAGUGCAUCUCUGGAAAGCUCGAGCUUUGAGGACAGCUACAGUCGGAGUCAAGAGCGACCCACCAGUGUCUUUCUGGGUGCAGCAGCUCCUCCGAGUCCGACCGUCGGGGAGAACAUACAGAUUCUCAAAAACACAAAUUCGGGAUCAUUUGAGGGAUGCAAACCCGAUGCUGCGGUCGCCCAACGGUCUCCGGAAUUGGGUUCUGCAGGCAUUUUUGGAGAGCGAAGACUUGUUAGAUCUUUUGCACGAGUGCUUGAACGCAACCCUCGACGCAGUCGAUUCCUCGAGACCAGCAGACUGUCUGAACAAGAUACCUGCGCAUGUCAAAGCGAUGAUAGGAAGGUUCUUAAGGAAAAACGCGAGAAAAGUGCAGGCAUCCGCGCUGCGUUAUGUCGCCACGGCUGAUAUCUUUUUCAGACUUUUGGUCAGUCUCAUAGUCGCCGAAGCGCUAUCAAUCAUGAGAGUGUCCAACUACUUAGGAGACGAGAGCAUUGGUGGACGCAAAAUGUUUUCACUCGACGUCGCGAGACAAGGUUGGGACCGUCUGAUCGCGGCGCACAUGACAUCGAGCCGAGUUCAGGGCAAGCCGGUGGCUCUUAUGUUGCCGUGUGAUAGCGCGAACAUGUUCAAUUGCAUCUUACAAGGGAUGUUCUUGCGAGGAUGGCGGCUAGUUCGAGCUCAUCCGACCCAUACACUAGCACUAUGGUCGAUGAUCAGAGGGAAAACGAUUUUUACGCAGAGCGGGGACUUGUUCAGCAAAGCAACGAACCAUUCGGAUUGUGUAAUAGGUGCGCCGGAGAGCAUGGCGACCUCGCUGGCCAUAGUGCAACCUUAUCUCCGUGCGAUCGCGAAAGCGGUUGAAAAAGCUGCUGCUGGCCCUCGUGAAGAUAGGCAACUGCAUAUACAUUAUGAUAAGGAGUUGGCGCGGGAGCGUCGUUUGUUAACUACAUGGGCGGACUUAGAUGCAGAAGAAGACGUCCAUCCUCGUUACCGAGAUGGCGCUGGUGCAGCUGACUGCAAGGAGAGGCCAUGGAAGAUCAAGAGAAACUACACAGAGUCACCAGCAAUAUACGUAAAAAGCUGCGUCGACGACGCUCCCAUAUUGCUGUUUUCGUCAGAAGAAGAGCUUCUAGAAACGGGUGGCAAGUUCGACAGGAUGGUAGCAGAAGUCGUGGAGGGUCUACGGAUUAUGUUCUUAGACACGGAACUGUUCAUGGCCCCCGAAAAGUGCGACUUGAUAGUGUUAGCGGAGCAUCUAGACGACAGUCAGAAAGUAGAGCUCGGGGAAAAGGUUAGGCAGAAGUUCAGCCUUUUCGGAAAAGCGCCGAGAGUGUCGACCACAGAAAAGGUGUUCGGCUUCCCUGUUGGUUUACCAGCGGAAAAAUCGAUAGUAGCUGCGAUGGGGAAGAAGUUGGGGCAUUCUGCUUACCUAGCAGAGACCGCGCUUAGGAAAUUGAAAUUCGUAGUAAAUGGGCCAAUGCUGGUAGCGCUGGCUAGCUUUUCAGCUUCGCAACCGAUCAUUCACUUCUUGCCGGCGGCCCGAGAUAGACUGGAACCAGCGCAGUUCGCCACACUCAAGAAGAAAGUCGCGUUGACUUUCUUGCCAAUCAUAGCGAUAUCCCCAGAAUCACAAGAAGUUUUGGAAAAAACAUUCAAGCUGGAGUCCCCAGAGGAGAUCUUCUUCAGCGACAUCACAGGGCUGUCAGACUGGGACACGUUGGCGGCGAGGUUGACGGACAAUAGCGCGAUAAAAGCACUUUCGAGUUGCGGGGAUGCAGUUUUGUCUGACACAGUCGCGGCGGCUAUAGACGGGAACGAAGACGAAGAUCAUGUCCCAGAAGAGUUCAGUAUAUGGCCGCCUUGGCCCUGCCGGGAACGAUUCCACAGGCUGCGGGCCACGGGGACUCCCUCACCUACGUUAAGCACGACGGACGUCGAAUCAAUGUUCGGCCCGCUAGAAGAAUGGAGGCUCGACUCUUCAAUGGUCUGCGUGCACAUCUCUGGGCCUGCAGCAGUAGCUCGAUGGAUGGUCUCGCGAAAGUGUCAUCGUUUGCACUUUAGCUUGCCAAUAGGCUUCUCCUUGAAGACGAAAUCUAAGAUGUACAACGAAGGUUACAGAGCCGCGGCCAUGGCGGCGCGUGCAGCAUUAAGAGAGCGAGACGACUCAGCGGAAUCGUUGUGGUUGGCUCCUAAAAAAGUGCUAAUAACAGGCAUGCCGGGUCAGCCAGUGUAUGGUAGUAUAGCACACGAGGAGCUUUGGGCGCUAGCAGAUUAUGUAGCCAUAGGAGGUGGGAGGUUAGUAGUCACGAUGCGGGCGCCUCCUAAAGGUUGGCUUGGGCGACAAGAUGGCCCGAGGUUGGUGCAGAGGCAAGUCGACGAAGCAUACGACCCGAUGUUGCUGAUUCGUUCAGUAGAGGACGAGCGAGAAGUGAACCCGCCCGCAGCAGUGCCACUGAUUCUGAACGAUUGGAAGGAGAAGAGGAAGAUGGAGCAGAUGGUAGGCGACAUCGAACGAGACCUGUUAUUCAAAAAGAGUCUCGUUGACGCGGGGAUAGUGCACAUAGAUGCACCGCAGUACGAGCCCGACGUCUUGCCAGAACAGCACGAGCAACGAGAUGAAGAAGGCGGAGCAGAUGGUAGCGAGCAUGCGGCAGGGCUAAGCAACAACGAGUGAGAGACACCCAGAGAGAAGGUCGGCUUGGAAUACGGACAGCGAGGGAUGUAGGACGUGACGCGGUAGUCAUUCUUAACAGACCUUAGCUAGUCGGAAGCCUCGCCUAGACCAGCUGUAGGAAGAGCGAGCGUAGCCCGCUCUAGGAGUAGAGAAGAUAGUCUAGUAUUAUUGUUGUUAUAGUGAGUUGAAUGAAUGCAAAAAGGAAGACGGAUGAAAAAAAUACUAGAGAAGACACCCGACCACACAACGAGACUACCCCGGCCACAAGCCCUUAGAACAAAAGUAGAACAGUACUAGCCGAUCGACGGUCCAAGGAGGCCAUUGAGGAGCGCAAGAAGAUGCAACAAAGAAAAUCGAGGUCUGGGAAAUCAGAAAUUCAAAGAAACGGUCGGAGAAUUGCAAUGGAUAUCAGAGAUCUCUCUUUGGCAAGUCGGGAUAUACUUCUGCUGGUCUUAGUUCCGAGGAAGCUCCAAAAGGAGUCAAAAAAUUAAAGCGAAGACUCUACGCACAGGUCUGCUGCCCGUAUCCGACGUUGAGCUCAAGGAAUGGAAAUGUCACAGUUCGUUCAGUUUAUAGGGAGCUUGAUCAAGUUUCGUUCCUCGCCUUGUUAAGGGUAAGAGUAAGAGUAACGCCAGUAAUAAGAAUGGAAAGAAAGGGGCAAGCGUACAGCGCAGGUUCUAACCGGCGGAGAGUCGCAGGUUAGAACUUCAGCACAGCUUCAGCUCGUUUCAAACGAUGAUACGGGAAGCCGAAGCACGUCCUUGUCGCCAUUUAAGUUUUUCCGUAAGCUAGGUAAAGAAAGUGGAAAGGGGAAGAUAUAAAGACCUAAUUCGUUUACAUAACCAGGAACUUCUAAACGGGGGACAGGACAGCGGAACAAGGGGCUAGUGCGGGUAGAAGUAGAAGGUAAAGUUAACAGCGUAACUGUCGGUUGACGACGAAGUCUGAACAGUAGAAGAGGUAGCUGGUAAAAUUGUUUUUUGUCGGACUUCGCUUUCUAUGUCUCUGUAUUAAAGUCUGUUUUUAUUGCUUGUUGAGUAAGGAGCGUCGACAGCGAAUCGCGUAAGAAGUUGACGUCUGUUGGUGCGAUCGCGUCGUAGUCGGGUAACAAAAAUGCCUCGUCACGGGAGGAAAGCAGCCUCAGUACAGGUGCAACAUAUGCGCCCCAAGGAGCAGCCGAAAAAUGGUUUCUACGGCGUAAGCUGCGAGAUCAUCGAGCAGUUCAUCGCAACGGUAGCCAGAACAGGGAAAAUCGUGAAGAGAAACUGGAACGGCCAGUACGAAGUCAGAUAUCGGCUGCAGCCAGUUGGGCUGUCUGGAAAGACAGUCGUAAGGACGAUUGUGGUGUACCCGAAGGACCAGCAUUGCGAGGUGCAAGGAGAUCACGCCGGGUACUUGAUGCAUGCCCUUUCGAUUUUCAGCACGCAUUACCUGCCGCAGAACCGGAUGUACAUGCAACAAUACCCGGUGGAAUUUGAAGUAGUGAAGGAAUGGCCAGGGGCGAAAGAAGACGUGGCGGUCAUCGUAGUGGAAGGCGUAGUCGGGUUACCAGCGCAAGUUGCCGGGAAGGAAGGCCUUCGCGUCAAUGAAGUCGUAGAUGAAGUCAAAAAGGCGGUCAAGGCGUCCCACGAGGCCGCAAAAAGAGUGGCGUCUUGGAAUGAGCAGAUGGAGAGCGAGCUAGGGGACCUGCAGGGCCCAGAAGAGGACGCGUUUCUUUGUCCAGAGAGCAACGCGGAGAGAGCGUCGGGAAGAUCUGUCUUGGCAUCUCAGCAAGAAGAAAUCGACGAUGCAGGCACAGUAGUCGACGCCCAGUCCCGGAGCAUGCCGGCAAUUGAGGACAAGAGGAGUAAGACCAGCGAGAAAGACCUGGCAACCCCAGCUCGAAGGGGUUUGGAGAAGACGACAACACGAGAACCCACGUUUCCACCUCUUUGUCCCUCCAGCAACAGUCCUGCGCCGUCUCCGGUCUCGUUUGUUCCUCGCAAGCCGUUCACGGAACCAGGGUACGCUCCGACCUUCCCACCAGGACGAAGUCCAGUAUCUUCUCCAAAAGGACCUUAUGCUGCGUUCGUUGGAGAGUUUCCCCCACCGCAGAUCCCGUUCUUCGCGCACGGUGGGCAACCCUUAGCUAGCAUGUCAUCAGCAGGUUUUGGGUCAUCCUCGAGUUCGAACUCGGCAACAGCGCCAGGCAUCUUCCAUGUUUCGCUGAAAGGGAAGGACUUCCACGCACAUGGCAGCUUCGGCAAGAAGCAAGGAAAAGCGAAGGACAAGAAGGGAGUAUUCUGCAAAAAAGUCGGAAAGGGAUGGUCUGAUAAACAAUGGUGAAGAGGUUUUGGCGCUUCUACAAGUGGAGCGUCGUGGAGAUAGAACGACUGGUCGGACUUGCAGUCUGGUCAACGUCGACCAUGAAUAUCACGGCUCAAGGAGAAGACAGUGGCGGUGCUGCGAUGAAGGUGUGAAAGAUCAGCUGGAGAAAUCAAGUAAGUGGGGCAGGGAAGUUUGUCAGUAAAAUUCAUUCGAAGUUUUCUUUCCUGGGAUUUUGUUACUAAGUUCUAUUGCACUAAGUACCUUAACGUUACGAGGUUCGAAAGAAAGGAAAAGAAAAGGAAGUGGCCACCAUAACUGGUAGACGCAAGAGUAGACACCAAGCUGCCAAAAAAAAAUAUAUAUAAAGAUAAGAAAGUCAAAAACGAGGUCGCGCCUCCUGAAAAGAGGCGAAAAAGAAACGAAAAAAAUGAAAAAAAAAAAAGAAGAAAAAGACCUCAAAAAAAAAAUCAAGAAAAGAGGAGCAGCGACUUUUAAAUGGUGAGGUGUCUUGAGCUGUCUGAUUGCCAGUUGGUGGUCACAUUGUGUAUAUGCAAUCAGGUCUCUCUCAGUCCAAUAAGGAGCUUGCGUGUUUCGCUAGAACGUAAAUCAGGUUUUAAGGUGUGCUCUGAGUCUAGGGCGGGGACCGGCGCCGGUCAUAAAAGAGGAAGAAGUCUACGUGAAGACUCGACUCGCGAAGAAGCUGUUAGCAGCAUGCAGCAUCUUCUGAUCAAAGUCCGUUCCGAAAGAAUAAGAAUAAACGAAUAGAAAGAAGUAGUCCGUCGUCUUCUUUUUGCGGUCCGAACAGUACCGGACAGCAAAGAGCAAAUUAAAGCAAGCUCUUUCUGUAGGCCCAUUUAGGACGAUCCGCUUUCGCGAGAAUGAAGAUGCCGCUCGUUCGAAAAGGAAUUGGGCCAAGCUUGAAAACAAAAAUUUGACGUAUUCAGAAUUCGAAUGCCACGUCGUGAUCCAUUCUGCUCAAUAUCCGCUAGUACUUGUCUGGCGAUUCGCGCAAGAAAAAAAGAGACAAAACGUAGCGCAGCACGAGAUGAUCAAGAUGGAGGCGUAGUGAAGGAUACGUUCGCAGCAACUCUUCAAAAGAGAACAAGCAACAGGCUACUUGUUAGCAAACAUUUAUCUCGAAAUCUUGUCGCAGGUGUGGUUUUCAGUACUGGUCUCCUGUGGAUACCUUUUGCAACUCCUUGCUUUUUAGUUGUCUGCUUUCUUCCGGAAGGACUAGUAGUAGAGGAGAGAGAAAGCCUAUAUCACGAACAAGAAACUUCGUCUGGACCUCCAAAUUUUUUUUUUUUUUGCCCUUUGGUCAUCAUGUCUGAGAAGAAGCACACGAAAGCGCAGUUACUGCGCAUGAAAUCGCCAGAACGGAGAGCGACGCUUAGUCCGGUAGGAAUCACCGGCUUGGCGAUUGGUUGCGCAAUCGAGUUAGCAGAUGAUCUGAGUAACUCCGCUGUAGUCUUCGAAACGGAGUACCGCGCCGUGAAGCAAACCAUCUUUGGAGAACCAGACAAAUUUGUUGAGGGUCGGACCAAGGAUUUGGUCGAUGUUUUGGAGAUCUCGGUCGAGAACGUCCAGAAGAUCAUGGUCGAGUCGAAGGAGCGUAUGGCAGAGUACUUCAAGGACAACAGCGAAGCUUUGGGGUGUAUCAACAAGAUUUGCCAGCAAAAGGAAAAAGCAGCUGAGUAUCACAAGAAGAUGGAGAAACACGUGAAGGAGGGCACGUAUGGGCCACUGUCUUGUCCGGUGUCCGCUUGGCUUUGUCCAGUCAAGAAAGUGGCUUAUUGUGAUCGCUGUGGGCCUCUGGAGACUUCGGACGAAAUAGGAGCAGCCGCGGUUGCUUUGGAAGGCAUGUUGCCGGACCCUCGCAAGAUCAAAAUUACGGCCAAGGAAAAGGAAUCUUCUGCUGCUGCGUCCCCUCUGUUCUCGACGAAGGAGACUGGUACAACGAGAAACAAGAAGUAGGUCAAGGAGUAAGACUGGAAACGACUGCGACAGGCUGUUGGAGGAAAAAGAAAGGGGAAAACGUUUAGGCUACUGAAGGACACAACAAAGAGGGGUGAACAAAGACUAGGAACAAGGAGCAAGCACUUAUUUAAAAAGAACAUGCAAUAGUUUACUUAAAGAAAAGAAAAGGUGACUCAUCGCGUCACCUUCGACGAAGGAGGUAGAGGAGCGAACAAAGUUCACGCUAGCGGAGACGGUCGAUGUUCACCUGGUUUUCAGUCGUCGUGGGCGAUGUUGGAUGAAGAUCUUAAGGCCGGAAGCCCGAAGUUAAGUUUGAGAGAGAGCAACGGAAAGAACGACGAAGUAAUCACAGGUCUUUGUAAGUAGCAGGAGGGUGCUUCCAUGGAAUUACAAUUGAACGAAAAGGUAAAACAAAGGGCGUAGAAAAAGAUAGAGGAAAGAGGAAUCGAGAGAACGAAAAAGGAAGGGGGCCAGAUCCGCAAAGAUCAACAAAGAGAAGGUUCGAAAUAUUAAGGCUGAAUCAAAAUAUUAGUUAGUGUAAGCGAGAGGGGUUAAGGCCGUCUUGUGCGGGACCGUGAAACUUUGAAAGAAGCUCUGUUAAGGCUCGAAGAUCGCACAUUUCCUACACAAUCAAGGAAGAAAAGAGACCACAGAAAGCUGCAUACUAGCGCACUUCCAAAAGUAAGUAGACUCUUCAUAUGCAAAGCUUUACUCCGUCGACAGGUAACUUAGUGGGGCUGGUUUGGGAUCGUCCGUCGGUAGCAUUUGAUCAGCGAUUCAGUGUCUUAUUGUUCAUUUCCUUUUCCUUGUUUUGUAUUUUUCGGUCGGUGUAAAUAUUCUUGUGGCUUUCGCUGUCAUAUUUAAAUUGCGUAUUUGACGGUCAGCUCAGCGGCCGAUUAUAAAGCUAGCACUGCGAGAAGAAUUUACUUACUGUCCAUCAUUCUCACUUUUGCUUCCGGAUACACGGAUGGGAAAGCCAAAAAAACGCGCUGCGAGUUGUCGACGGGCACCGCAAAGGGAAGGCAGGUUCCGGUCAUAUUUCACACCGUUGGCCAGGAGGGAGAAGACCGCGUCCGGAAGCCGACAGCCGGCAACUCCAGGAGCCCCGCAGUUUCGUAAGAAUGGCAGUUUAUUUGGGAGGACUCCUCUAUUAGACGCGGCGCGCAAAGUCGUAUCUUCUGCCGUAAUGGGAAAGGCAAAGAAGCAGUUGGUCUUCUUGACGCAGCACUUUGAGGAUGAUGCGGCAGGGGUCCCUACAGCUAAGUUCAGGAUGAAGAAGAAGCCAUCGAGAGUCAGGGUCUUCGAUUCGGACGACGACGUUGAAUCCGAUCAUUUACAGGCUUUACCAACGUACAAGCGUUACGCCAUCGCGCCGAAGGUCUUAGCGACUUGGCAAGCCAUGCGUAGGGACCAGAAACAGCCUAGCGGGUGGGCAACGUGGAAGGCAGCGAAGUACGACGUACACAUGAGCCUGCAAGAAUUCAGAGCAGGGAAAGGCCCGUGGAGAGCGGAUUUCUUAGCUGGUCGAACAAAGCUGCAGUGGGAAGAGUGGAGGAAGGAAAAUGUGUCCCGAGGCAUUUUAGUUGAAGACUUCCUCCUCCGCGCCCAGAAAGCACAAGAAGCCAAGUGGAGAUCCUUAGUGGAGAGGACCAGAAAAGUGACUCCAGGGAUGGCGGAGAUGACCACCGACGAGCAAGAGUCUGCGGUGAAGGAUUACAAGGCAGUCUAUGGAGUCGACCUCAUGCAGCGUUCCGUGGGGAAGGACGCAGAAAAAGACAUGAGGUCAGCAAAGAGGACGGGCGCCAACGAGGUUGCGCCAAAAAGAACAGCGAGGAAAGCGCGAACGAAGAGGAAAUUCAAGGCUAAGAAAAAGGCAAAAAGCCCCGGCAGUGGCACCCUCGCAGCGAAGAAGAAGAGAGGCAGGAAGCCGAAGAAACGACCGAAGAAAGCGGCGCCGAUCCGCAGAUUUCUGCGGAAAAGAAGGAUUCGGCGCGCCCAGACAGCUACUCCGAAAAUAGCGGUGGGAAGGCCUGAGCCCAGCAGACUCGCUUGUCCUCGCGUGCCACGGCUAAUAACCAACUGGUCGGACGACAGCACAUCUUCUUCAGAUCGAGACGAAAGGCACGGCCAAGAACAGAAGAAGUAGUAGUAGUAGUCCCUCCCCCAUAUCAACGACGAGUAUGUAAUCGGCCCCGUUGUAAAUAAAUAAGUAUUUAAUUUCUUUUCGUCUUCGUUAAAUUGGUUCUGUGACGAAGUUAGUUUACGAAAGUUGACAGUGCAGCAGAAGGAGAGUCACAGGAAGGACGGUGUUCAGAACAAGAUAAUUAACAAGAGGAACCCUCGAGGGAUCAGAGGCCGAAGGAUAGCUUUCCGGGCAAGACCGACUAAGUAAAGAAAGAGGUGAAGUUUAGAAACUAGACAGGAACUUAUACAAAUGAAGAAAGGGAUCAACAAGGCUCGGUCUAAUUAAUCUGCCAGAGACGUUAUUCACGUCGUUAAGCAAUCGGUCUCUUGUAGCUGCCGUGUCUCUACUCGGGUCACAACGGAACCAGGCAGCUAUAUGCGGCUGCUACGUGGUUCGAAUGAAUGAAUGAAUGAAUGAUCACUAAUGAUUUAUAGCAUUCUCCUCUUACACGUAAAAGCAUGUUGAUGUUGCAAUCACGUGAUCGUUCUGGGGGCUGAGUAGGUGCCGGCAGUACUCGAUCAUGUGUAGGAUCAUUCAUAAGAAACCUAAAUGCUUAACCGUGCUUCGUAGUUAGAUUGCUAACCUAACCUAAAAACCUAACCGAACCGAAAAUCUCAAUCUCCGUAGAGAAGAAGCGAGUAAUUUAUUACGUUUUCCGUAUUGAAGUGGUGUCCUCUAAUAAUAUCUGGAGUGGUCCUCUAAUGUUUUCGCAUUUUGUGGAUUCCAAGGUGUUCGGGAGUAAUGGCUGGACAGUCAAAUACUAUGAGGAAAAUGCUGACAGAACCACAGCGUGGCUCACUGGGCCGGAUGGGAAGGUAACAACUUUCACUUUUUUCACUUCAAAUCGUAACUGAUAUACCCCCAGAAUGGGUAGUACACUCAACAUUCAUGCUGUAGCUCUUUCUUCGAGCAGAUCCUUACUCCACUCCCCGUGACGUCGGAGCACCUGGCAUCCUUGACGCGAUCAAGACCCUACUUGAACUUGAGCUAAAAGUUCUUGUUUGGCAAAAUGGUACAGGUACUACGUAGAGGUACUUAGAUUAUCAACAUUACUAAUAAUUCUGUACUUAUAUAUCCUUUACCUACUAUCCUUCCUUUUUCUUUUCCUAGUUAGCUUGGCUCAACCCAUAACGUUAUGAUAUCAUGAAUCCAGGUGGUGGCUGUGUUGACCAAUUGGUUUUUACGCUCUUCUUGCACGAUAAUUGUUUACGAGAGAAGCAGUAAGAGGGUCGGUUGAAGUAAGUGCAAUGAAUAUGUGGCUCCAGGCUACUUAGUAGCCUGGAGCCACAUUUUAGAUCUACUCUUGGCUACUAGGAGAUCUUCUUAUUUUAUGUUCUUCCUGUUCCUACAUCUACGCUAGGAGUAGAUCUGAGAUCUUCUAUGUUCAUUCUACAUCUACAGGCUAGGAGUAGAUCUAAGAGCUUCCACUAUCUGUAUCUGCUACCUCCUGCAUCUAGGCCAAGAGAUCUUCUUCUAUGUUCUUGCUCAGAUCUUCUUCUAUGUUCUCCAUCUAAAAAUACAACGUUUCAAUAUCUAAAAGCACUUUUCAACAUCUGUGGUCUGCAUCUAAAAGCACUUUUCUUCCACAUCAGGACUAUGUGGAGACGUUGCACGAUGACCCGGAUGAUGAUGCUUUUGUCGAUGCUGGAACCCACUUCCAGGGCUCGAAGAAAAUCUUCGCGUUUGCUACCAUGCAGCACGCUUGUGUUCAAUUCACGGACCGAACAACCUUGGUACAAUAUUAUUAUUUAUUAGGUAGCUCCUGUUGGCACUUUUCAUCUCACGCUUUUUAACCCGUUCUUAUGUCCACUUAUAACUUCUCUAUAUCUGCGUAUUUCUCCAUCUACAGGACAGCAAUCUAUUGGCGCUUGUGGUAAGAAGGGUUGGCGCGGAUGGAAAACCGCUUAAAGGUGGCGAUGAAGAUGAAGAAACAGGAAAAGAGACGAAAUCCGUUGCUUUUUACCGUGGUCAUACUGGCGUAGGACGCGCAACUAAAUGGGUACUGUAACUUCUUUGAUAAAGAAGAUAUUAGGUUCAGUUCCUUUGGCCCUGCACAUGCAGUAAGGUCAGCAUUAUGUUUGAAGUUCCUUCACCAGUUUCGAUUGUUUUCCGUCGGUAUCAAUCUUACUCUUAAGCACUUUCCUCCCAUUGUUGUGCCAGCUCCUCUUCCACGUCGCCCUAUGACUCCCUUUUCUUACAAAAAAUAACAGGCGGCCAUUGCCUUGGGGGGAACAGCCACAGUUGGAGCCGGCGUUGCACUUGGCGCCGUGACCGCCGCGAUGAGCAUUGGGGGAGCUGCUGCCGCAACGGGAGCAAUAAUGCUUAAGGCAGCAUCGUAGUUUAAGUUUUUUUGGUAACUUAAAAAAAUAUUGCUGGUUAAUUUUCCCUCGUAGAUCUUUCCACCGGAGCAAUAAUGCUUAUAAAGUAAUUAUCAACACAGAGAAUUCUGGGCAUUGUGUGUAGCAGCAAACUGCCAUUGCUUAGCGGUCACCUUUGUGUGACGGCGAAGUCGAGGCAUCCUAUCUUCCUAUCCUGUGCUUGUUGUACCAUAACCAACUACAUACAAAUAUGAUAGGAGGCAAAGGCAAAGGCAUUAAUUUCGUCUAUCCUCAAGUACCUUGAUAUUCUAUUCUUGUCCAAAAAUGUUGUUUCGUGUUCUAUUUUUGUCUCAUGUUUCGAUCUCGAAAAAUGUACCUGCAUAUUCUAUUUCCGUCUAAUCAUAUUCAUGCCGUUUCCUUUGGGACAGCUGGUACAGGGGCUGCCGCAACUGCAGCAGGCGCGUCGGCAGCUGUGGGUGCCGCUUCUGGCGCUGGCUUGGUCUUAAGGGUCUCGCUCUCUAAUAGUCAUAGAUGAUUAGUUUUAGUUAUAAUAUCGAGUUCGUUGUUGUUGUAGGGAUUAAGUAAGUAUCUAAUUUUUUGCAUAGAUGAUUGAUUAGUAUGGAUGAUGUUUUUUUGCAUCUAUCGGACCAUCGCGGCUCCCCUUAAGGCUAUGCGUUUUGGAGGGGAAAGGGAUAGCCGUGAUGGUCUGCCUAGAUGCAAUAGACGCCAUACGUGAUUUUAAUGGGCACAUCUCGUUCGCUGUAGGGAUUAAGUAAGUUGUAGUCUGUUUGUUCAUCUUCAUCAUACAUUCAUUCGAAAAUAAGGAUAAUGAUAAUUCACUAUGGUAGAAGGCAAGGUAGACAAAGUAAGUCGUACGAGUCAUAUCGAAGUAGUGUUAACAAAGUAAAAGAAACCUCGGGGUCUUGAACGAAUAACAUGCAAUGAAGAUCUGACGAGUGGAUUUCUUGAUCGUUGAAAAGGAGGAAGUGAGAACAAACAAAACAUCGUCUUGAGUGGUCGAAACGUUUGUGAAAUGCACUUGGUUGAGAAUGAUGAUGACAAGAGAAGGAACAACCAAUCAUGAACAAUUCCCAUCCAAACAAACAGUUUUUGACUUUGGACUUACACGAUUUUAUUAAUAACUUCCGAUGGAUUCUGGGGUGAUUUUCACCCCUCUUCGACUUGAUCUCCGGCUGUGUUCAUAAGUAGUUUUUGAAGUAUCAAUGGUAGCGGAGAGUGGUUUCGCAUUUUGUUCACACGAUGCGAAACUGCUCUCUUUCUAACAAUCUAGUGAAGAUCCACUCCUGAACACAACCGGAAGACUUAGAGCCCAUAUGUAAAAACAACUCUAUUUUCUGACUUUUGAUUUACAAACCUUCAUUUAGACUUUCUAGCCCGGUUCAGAUCAGUAAUCAUGACUUUGCGAAAAUGCCGACUUUGAAGAAAAGAAUUUGUGGAUCCGAAUUUAUCGACCACGGAGAAGAAUUCUCUCCACAGAGUUCUAUUGUUACCUCCAUUCGAAUUGAGGAGGACCUCUGGAAUUCCAUCGACUUUGACGAAGCAACGAAGACCAAACACAUUAGUAGUAAGCUUCAAAAGAACAAAUUCGUCAUCACCCACAGCCUCAAGGAAGAGAACAUUGUUGCUAUUUCAUACUUCUCGCUUAGUAAGAUUGAGAAACACAGCGCUCAUCUAGUAGUUCUGGAUCUUAUAGAUCAGAAACUAUCCAUCAAAGAACUUACAUCCAUUGUGACACGUUUUCACAACGGAUCCAACGAUAAUAGAAGACAGACAUCUGCAUGGAAAGUUAUUCAGACGGUUAUCUAUCAAGAUCCCAUGAGCGGUAAAACAUGUCCUGUAUGCGGUAACACGCUCUAGAUGGAGAAAACGCAGACAAGAAAGCAGCAGAUUGUAGCGGGAAAUCUAAAUUUACAGGUAAUAUGCAAGGCAGAAGCCGGAACGAAGCACAUACGGGACUGACACCCGCUAGUAGUCCCAAUAGCCCAUUGUUUCUCUCCCCAAGUGGCAUCCCUUCUAGAAGUACGUCAUGUCAAACUGAAGUCAUCUUUGAUUGUAUGGGAAUAUUGAAUGAAGUCUCUCCAACUGGUGCCAGAUUGCUUACGGACCGGAACAAGUACCGGAAAUCACUGGGGAUAUGCGAUCUAACAUUGGUUGAACGGGACGGCAGUUAUCCAGAAGACGUUUGUUGUAUAGUUAUCCGACAAGGCAAGGGAAUUGACGAAAUAUUGGACCCGGAGAACACGCGUUACGAAAAGUACACCGAUACUCGCAUUAUCGGGAAAUCGAAAGACUUCCAAAAGUGGAUUCGCACAUUCUUUCCGCAUAACAUGACAGCCAUAAAGUUCGCAGAAACAAUCUGUAGUGUUGCGGCCGUUAGUGGCGAGGUCUUUUCAGGAUGAAGACUCGAGUUGUCGCAGAAGACACUGCAGUAGCAAGCAUCAGAAUUAGUAGUAGUAAUACAGAAGAAAUCUAUUCGCAGACAAGAAGUAGUAGAGUUCUCUUAAUCACUCCAUCCGAAAACCCACCUGCUCUGGAACCCAGAGAAUCAUCGCUAGGGAGUUCAUCGACUGCACGUAGACAAGAGGGGUCUUCAUCUUCACAGACUGUUCUAGAAGAUCUGCAAGACACCACACCAGGACAAGGACCAAGGAACGAAUCAAGUCAUAGUGAGGGCGAUUCUUCCUCGUCAACAUCUGAAACGACCGACGAAGAGAAUUUCGCUGCAGAGGUGGACGCUGCUUCAGCACAGUAUAAUCGAGGGAAUUUCCGACAGGGAAACACUAGUACGAUUUUUAUCCCUAGGCAUUCUGUGUGUGUGUCACCAGCUCCUAAACCAACAACAACAACAUCUUCAUCAGCCUCCUCGAGCCGCUGUAAAACUGCAUCCAACGUACAUAGACAAGAUCUUCCUAGACCACAUUCAUCCGAAAAGAAACGAAGUCUGCGGGAGAAGAAGGUGGUCUUUUACACAACGAAGGAGCAGCAAGAGGAGCUCUUAGAAAUCUACGACUUCAUCAAGAAAGGAGCGGCACCGGUAAACAGACAGGUGUCCAAGUUCAAGGUAACCUUUGACAGAGCACAAGAAAUUCUGGGAAACCUUUGCGGGAACGACGGAACUCCUUUCUCUUCUCGGGACAUCUCCAGGAAGGGGUUGAACACGCUCUCUAAUACUUACGAGGCCAUCGAAUCUUUCCAAGCACAGUUUGAAGCAACUAAAGCACUGUGUACUGAUUUUGUACAUCGUCAUCACGUCGAGGGACAACCGCAACGGCUUUGGGUACCGUCUCAACAGGCCAGGGAUAGACGCCAAGUGGAAGUACCAUUCACGUUCCCAGAAAGCACUCUAGUGAAUCUGCAGAAGAACGUUUUGUUCUCCGACCUUAGCGCGGAAGAAUCACGAGAACGUGGACUGGAGUCGAUACGAACGCUAUACAAGAGCACCGAAAGACUACUGCGAAAAGUGAAAGCAGGAUUCAGCCUUGUAUCGCUCAAGGACGCCGCGAAUCUAACGGAGGAAGGGUCCAAGGCACAAAGAAGGGCUUCUUCCUACGUACUUCAGUGGCAAGACGCUUGUGAGAAUCUCGAAGUGUUGACUCUAAGGCUCCGAGAUCUAGUGAACACGUGCGGACUAGGAAUGCAGAAUCUUCUCUCCUUUGAAGAUCACCGUAUCUAAGUCGAACAGGAAGCAAUCAGAAUGGAGAUACUAAUCUUCUUGAGGAGUCACAACUGAGCAGACGAGUAGAAGAACGUUUUCAUACAAGAAUACACCUGAAUUCAUCUUGAACCCGAAGUACAUCAUUCAAGACAUAGAUGAAGAAGCACGAACAUCUCCAAGGGUGCUCAAAAGUGAAACUUCUCGAGCGAAUCUAUAAGUGUGACAGUGGGAUCAUGUUUCGAAGCGAGUGACAGCUUGAGAUGUGUAACUCAUCAACUUCGAUGAUGGAAGUUCUUCCAACGACGACGAACUCUGCGAAAUUGUCACAUCAUGCCACCCGUCAUUAGAAUCAAGAAAGGAGUAAAUCCUAACAGAAAGUUGGACUUAGCAGUACGAAUUAUCAAUCAUGCUCUCGAAGUCGAAAAUGUAGAAGUCGUCCAAAACGUCCUCUUGCCGAAGCUGAAGAAACGCGGAUACGACGAAUACGAAAGGGUUGUCAAGGACGACAUUCAUCUUAGCCGCUCCUCACAGUUCACAGUAGAUCUUCCAACAGGGGGGUCAAAAUCAGGCGGCUCCUCGAAAACAAGAUACAUGAAGAGAAUUCAACUACGAAACCAAGCUGCUAAAGAACAAUUGGAGAAUAUCGAAGAGCAACAAUACGAGCUCGAGAACCAGAUUUCCGAGUGUGGAGAGCAAGUUCUAAAGUACUGUGACGAAAGGGAAAAAGUGCAGCAAGAGAGGAAGACGUUAAACGAUAAACAUCAACAGUUAGAUUCCGUCAUCGAGAAGAAAGAUCGCGAACUUCGUAAGAUAAGAGAAUACAACACUCGCAAGGAACUGGGAACGUUGCCAUCUCAACUGACAUCAGGGAUUCCCGAGAAAAAGUUACUUCCCAACGUGAUAGUAGUAGCUGCAGAAGAACCAUCGGAAUCAAAGAAAGCCGAAGUGAACAAGCUAAAAAGGUCAAGUUCUUCGAGUGUUCUUUCGACGUCAGAGGAACUAGAUGAAGAAGCCCAAGUUCAAGUAACAACAAGUGCAACGAAGGAGAAGAAGAAGCCGAAAAGGUUCUACAACGUCCAGACAACUACUCAAUCAUCUUCUUCAUCGAUACUUCCUCCUAGGGCCGUCGAAGAGACAAAUACCGUGUCGCAGGUGAUUCAACCAACAAGUCACUUCAAGCGGGUGAACUUGCUUCGUCCGAAGGCUGUUUUAAGAAAACCAUACAGCAGUGAAGGAGUAUCUAGGUUCUAGAAAUGACUUUCGAACUAUAACAUAUACAUCUGGCUCGAGCACUUUGCAGAGCAACCAUAUCCCCAGCACACAAACGCUCGAGCACUUUGCAGAGCACCCAUCUCCCAAAAAUAACCCACGGCUCGAGCACUUUGCAGAGCUUCGAUUGCUCGAGCACUUUGCAGAGCAGACUUUCGACUACAGCUAGCACCUUCCAGCACGAGUAAGUAAUCAAGAAGUAUCACCCGCUCCAGACACCGUAUUUGGUGGUUAGGCUAAUCUGACUGAGAUCUUUUGAGAAGUGGACUAGCAUUGCUGAGUCUGCGCUCGAUAGGGUCUAAAGUUGGAGGCUGAAACUACCAGAUUAAAGUGACCUACGAAAGAAGAACGAGAAAUGUCUAGUACACCAACAAGAAGAAAUUCAGCAGUUGGCAAUUCAGCAGAAGAAUCAGCUGGGAGUAAGAGGAGAAGAGCAAUCUCUGAAGGAAACCUGUUUGCUGCAAUUGAGGACGAUUCCACUCCUCCACCUCCGAGGUCGUCUUCCUCUGCAAACAUCCUCCGGAGUAAUUUAACACAAGUCGCGCAACCUUCCUCUUCUUCAUCCUCAUCCUCACUUCCUUCCGCCAAGCCUGCUGAAGACCGUGACAUUGGAAAAAUCAAGACCACGCUUGGAGCUACGAUACAGGCAGGAGUUAAUCUUACCCAACAAGUUACCGAGUUACAACAAGAUCGAGCAAAUCAGCGAGAGGAAUUACUUCAAGCCGCCUCCAACCAAGCGGCUUUCACUCGACAUCAGAACGCCGUCUCAGCGGAGCUAGCCAGAACACAAGCAGUCACUGAUACUGCCAUUAAUGAGCUGGUCAACGUGAUUGGCAGCAGUCCUGAUAGAGCAACAACCACUGCCCAGUUGCAGGCAGCAAUCCAGGAAAUCCACACACUAAAGGAGCUACGAGAGGCAGAUCGCCGGACGCUCAGGGAACAGGUAGCUGACGUCUCGCUACAGCUGCAACAAAGCCGCGAAGAAACUGCUACUCUUCGACAGGAAACAGCUGCAGCUUUUGCAAAAACCGAGAAGAUCAUAUCUCCGACUAAUAACCAGCCUCAGACAAUGUCGGAAUCUUCCGUCUCCUCCAUGUCGCAAACGGGCGCGCCGGGCGGAGCACUAAGAAUUGCUGAUGCUGAUCGAAAUUGGCGAAACACCAGUAGUGAGUUCCGCAGUAAAUCAGGUUCCAACUUCCCCACAAACAACAAAAAUGGCAAAGCGACGACCAAAUCCUGGGAACACAAUUAUGCUGCUGGGCCUAGCACAAAUCACUCUUUCAAUCCUGGGAAGGGAUACCAGCAGCAAAAUCUGUCUCAACAUCAUCAACAACCCUACAAAGGCGGGUACUACCAAGAGCCGUACUAUGGGGGUUUUGGCAAGGAUCAGUCGUGGAAAGGGGACGAUGCACGAGAAUCGCAAGGAAGGCACCGAUCUAAAUCAGCAAAUAGUUACAAGGGAAUGAAGGAGCCGUCCUCCGUCACUGAGGAGGAAAGGAGGUAUCGCAGAAGUCACUCAGCUUCUUUUGAUGGAACAGGGUAUGAAGGCAAACAGAAUGAUAGAAUCAUGUCCAGAGACGAUUCACAGCAUUGGAAUGCCUAUAGUAGUUUCCGUCAGGAAGGCUGGAGCAAGCGUACCAUACCAGAGGAAGAUGAAGAGGACUUUGACGAGGAUGAUCACCAGGACGACUACGAUGACGACGAAUACAACUACAGAGGUUUUGGAGGCGAAAGAAGAGGAAGUUCGAAAGAACGGGAACGAAAAGAACAACAGCAACGAAGGAAGAGAUGGGUUGGAACGGCAACGAAUCCACAGGACUUUCCAUUCGCACCAGCUAACUUACUGGUGGUGAUUCCCGGUCUCGGAAGAUGCCUCAAAUUCGAAUCGGACCAGAAGUGGAAGGGAAUUCACUAUCUCCAGGAUAUGGAUGUGGGCGAGCAAAAUAUGCGCCCAAUGGAAUACAUAGGGAUCCUUCCCUCGGACGCAACAAUGUUGGACGAACUGGUGGCAGAAAUAGAGGCGUUCGUUGCCAGUGACGUGAAGAAUCCGAACCUCCUCGUGGGAACGUUGGCAGAAAGGAAACAGGUCAAAGCGUUUCUGAAGGCAUUAGUAAAUGCUGGGAAGAAGGAGGAGAGCACCUUGAAGGCCCUAGAGGCGCGGGCUAUCACGCAGUCAGACUCUACCACGCUGACCUGGUCUAAUGUCUUUGGGUCGUUAGGAGUCAUGUGGCCUGGGAAGUCCAUCAUGUACCUCAAACACAUUGAUGAUUGGGAAGACUACCGUGCAGAAGAAGGAGUUCCACUUCAUACAGAACUGGAUCGACUCCAUAAGGUAGCCAGUCUUGCGGGAGAAAGUUUCAUCACAGAACGCAAGAUGAUGGAGAUGGUGGAAGAAGGACAGUUCAGGUCAAUCGACCGCCAGUGCGCGCAGGACUGGAGAAAAAUACAAAGACGCAUCGGAAUUCCAGAAAUAGUCUAUCGAAGAGCAAUAGAACUCAAUCCUAUCAUGAUUGACGGGAGACGCAAUCCACAUGCCAUUUUCGAGAAACUGCAACAGGCCGUAGCGGAUCACAUCAACGAGAGGACCAUAGCAUUGCCGGAAAGGAAAGGCUUCCCGCGGGGCAAGACCCCGGUCAACAUCUGCAGUCUCUCGGUAGAAGAGGAAGAAGACUUGUUGUCACAACUGUGCAGUGGAGUAGACGGAGUCUCUGCCAACAGGAUUCAGACAAACUGGUAUAACUAUAACCCAGCUCUUAACCUGAGAAAAGGCGACGGAAAAGGAAAGCAGGGUGGAGGAAAGGCAAACCCCGGCAAAGGCGGAAGUGCUAUGCGGAAAUAUGAAGAAGUAGUUAGUAGCGGUUUACAAUGCUGGAAUUGCGGCGCAAGAGGGAUGCAUGUGAAGGAGAACUGUCCUUUUGGGGGAAAAAGAGUAUGCGAAAUUUGCAACCGAGAAGGAUGCAGCAUGGGAACGUGUAGGAAAACUAUCAAGUUUGUCCUAGAAACGUUGAAGGAUGCUGCGACAACGGAUCCGAAUCCCAAUAGGCGGUAUCAUCUACAUGUCACCACGAAAAAUGUGAAACCGACCAUCUGCGCGCUGGGAGGCGAUGUCCGUUUCUCAGAGUUCGUGAAACUCUUCUUAUCGGGUAAGGCACAACUUCCAUCAGCCCCAGCAGUCAACCAACUUACAACGGAUGUCUUCACGAGCCAAGUCGACGGGGCACUAGACAAUUUUCUGUGUGACGUCGCAGCAGACGAAAGUGAUCUCCCCAUCGAAGGAAUAAGUGAUCAACACCCAUCGACAGAGGAAGAAAUCGACGGAAUGCAGACCUACCGGUGCACGGUGGACCCUCAUCUUUACAAGGACUUGGAUGCGCUAACUUCCGCACGGAAAACGGAGGUUGAUCUAAGCCAGCAAGUGAAGCAUGCAGCAUUGUACAAUAAAAAGACCUUCGACAUGACGAGGGGAGAACUGGAAAAGGAGGAGGAGUUCAACGAACUGGGGAUUGCCAUUGCAGAACUAGAAGGACAAGUUUUGAGCUCACCACAGGGAUCGAUUGCUCUCGACGAGAUACUACGCCGAUGUGCCUAUCAAGAGAUGGCGGUACCACAGUCGCUCUCGGAACUUCUUCAACUUCUACAAGAUGUUGCAGAGAAAGCAGAAACCGACGGGGGAAGGCUCGUCGGUGCGAUUCUGAUCAGAGAUUCAGACAACAAGUGUACGUGGGCAGAGAGAUACGAUCCUCUACACGGGAUGAGCGAAGGAUUAGAGGCAGCGAGUGAGAUUUGCAAGCACACUACCACCACGCCAUCUUCAAUAGCGGUAUUUGCACUUGGGCAGAACCUAACGCUGUCUACCUCAACUUCAACAAAACUCUCGAAGCUACGACUCGAGGUGAUAGUUCCCCGUCAAGUAGAUUACCAGGUGGAUACCAACCUCGUUAUUGCUGCGCUAGAUCCAACGGAGUUGAAGGAGAAAGUAGGGGAAAGGCGAGGCCUCGCAGACAUAGGCUUCAACCGCUAUGUGUACGAAGACACCAGAGUAGUGGAAGCAGUCUAUGCUGCACUCCUAGAGUACGGAAUUGAUCUCGGGCAGUUGGAAAACGUCUGGGGAUCAGCAAACAACGCAGGAGAACAAGCAUCCCGGCUCUCAAAAAGAGGAAUACUACCAGUUCUAGUGGGUCCUCGCCCUAAAAUCACCGAAGUUCUAUGUCCCAAGCACCCGGUAGACUUACUCAUCGGAAAGCUCUUUCUAGUCGAGAUGAACCUCUCCGUCAGAGAGCCUCCCAGUGGAUCGUGGAUGUGCUGUGACCAUCCAGACUACGAGUGGUAUGUGGGGCAUUCUAAGAAUCCAAACCGAGAUAAGUACGAGGUGGACCCCUACGAGUAUUUGCAGGACAAGCAGAAGAUGAAGAAAUGGGGCCUACUCGUACAGCAGGGAAUAGGAGUUGAAGAGGCCUUCAUCAAAGUAUUUACAGUAACUGCUCCGUCCAUGAAACAAGUUAGCCGGGGAGGAAGCGACGACAAUCCCAGAACGGCCGAUGAACCAAAUCUAGAUGCCGAAGUUCCUCCGGUGGAAACACAUGCGGUGGGCAUAACGUCUCUGCCGAACACUAGCAGCAACUCUGUGCGGGCUGUUGUCAGAGAGGUCCCCCGUCUAGAUGUUCUCUAUCCCAGCAGGGUGGCCGGAGGAGUCAUAUCACCCGAAGGUGAAGUCCCAGUGCUGCGGGAAAGUGAAGUCCCACUUCCACCGUCAGCGGAGCGGUCGGCGCAGCUUUGGGUGAUCCGACGAUUCGAGUAUGACCUGGAAACUCUACCAUCCCCUCCUAUUUCGGUCGGGGGAAAAUGCGGUAGAAGAAUUGUACGAAGAAUGGAGAAGAUCGCAGAGAUCGUGGCUGAUGAUACUCGGUUCUGGUACCUCAAUCCAGCACUUAGAAACGCUAAAUUGGACACGCCCGCAAACGUAAUUGUCGACUUCUAUGUGUGGUGCAAUCGGGAAGAAAAUCCGGGGGGCGUCUCCAUCCAUGAGGCACACUUCAAAGGAUAUGCAGCCAUUCCAGUACACUCGCACUUUCAUCAUAAAGGGAAACAGCAAAAGGAGAUCAGGUCGGUCAUGACACAGAUGAAGCUACCAAUCCACAUCAGCAACUACUCCUUGUUCAGCGCCGCUAUUGAUGAGGACACGCAUAGCUUCCUGGUGGAAGAAGCGGAAGUGGUGAAUGUCGGUGACCAGGCAGACCUCAAAGACCUAGUACGCAAUUACGGAGUAUCACAGGGCGGAUCUCUUUCUGGAUUAAGUCAAGAACUAAUCAAUGCAGUUCGAGACAAGCCGAUUAUUGCCAAGAUCGGACGACUAUUGCUUCAGAAGAAGAAGGUUCUUGUGACGGAUGAGGACGGAUUGACGAUAGCGGUGGCAGUAUGUGAAGCGGUUGGGGAAGUGCACAAGCUGGCGAAACGACAACGCCCUGUGCAUCUAUCUCUUUCUGGGAGAUUGCUCCGAGACGACCUUACAGUAGACAUAGACGGCAAGCUACUUAAGCUAAACGCAACUACAGCGGAGCAAGCCGCCAUAGAUCUACAGAACCAACUUUACGUGGGUUCACCCUCAACAUUGCUCAGUGAACGCGAAAAACGUAUUUGGCUGUAUCUGAGAACCUGGUGGCUGCAGGAGGGCCGACCCGCAGAGUACCGUAUCCACCAAAAAGCAGCACAGGAGUUUGCUAAAGCAGAUGAACAGGAGUUGGUGCGUGCUGUGGAGACACUUGUUCGAGAGGCAGCUUUUCGCUUCAGAUACAAGAGAGGACAACGUAGAAGAGCCACAGGCAGCUUCUGCGGACUGGACCUUCACAGCGCUACGCUCACUGAUACCUGGUUCCUCACAAAGCAUGGAGGAGUACCAAUCGGCAUCAUGGCCAUCAGUAAAAUCACCGGCCCAGAGCAAGCCGGACUAGUCCUUGGACCAAAGUGGAAGCCCAAAGAGAAGGAAGGACGAAGCCAAAAGCACAAUCUACUAGAAGGAAAGCGUGGUAGGAAGAAGAAGAAAGAAGAAGAUUUGGUGAAUAAUGAUCACAUCUCACAAAAGGUCGACAAAGACCAGAAGAAAAUCUUCCAGGAGUUAAAAUCCACUAGUCUGUUGCUAGAAGAUCCGGAAAGCUCAGUUUCAGACUUCGAUGACAUCUCUGAUCUGUCCUCGGAUAGUGGUGGGGAAGCCAUUGAAGGAGGACCUCGUGGUACCAUCAAAGUUGAUGAUGACAUGCCAACAGACUGCACGGCGGCACACCCGAAUGGGAUGGAUACUGUCAGAACACUCAUCCACGGCAGAAGAACGGGAAUCUUCCAGCUCUACAACGUCUCGGAUCCCGGAAAGGAAAACUUGAACAUUAUAGCAGUCAUAGGAGCACAGCGUCUCGGGGUGGAACUCUUCGCCACUUCUUCCGGAAAUAAAACCGGAAUUGCCAUGCAGGAGCACAAACAUUGUGUGGCAAGGGAAUUCUACGAGGAAAUUGAUGAAGACGUUGUAUUUGCCAGACUUCCACUUCAAGAGAAAAUAAACUUGAUCUACGAUUUUAUGUCAAGUUCCCCGAUGAUCGGCUCACAGUUUCUGCGUAACGACGUAGUACCCGUACAACGCGGGUAUAUGAAGGUCAUGGUGUCCCCGCUUGACCCGGGUAUUUGUUUUGACGAGAACAUGUUAAAGCAGUCAACAGCAGUGCUCCCAGGACACGUCUAUCGGUUCCAGGAAAGAUGUCUUGGACGAUGCAGGGUCAAAUACUUCUCGUACCUCCUGAAUCGUAUGCAAGCCACCACUCUAGCAAAAAUGGAGCUGACAUCGCCCGAAUACGAAAUAGGGGAUCGAGUGGAAGUCAUAGGGAAGCUCAACCGGUGGGAGCCAGCAAUAGUUAGAGCGGUGAAUGAGGGCAUCUUCAAAAACCGGAUUGUUGUGUCGACCACAACCGGAGGCGCACUCAAGACGGUGCAAAAGAAUCUCGUUCGGAGGACUCGCGACGAUUGCACAAUCUUCGAUCUUCCCGAGGUAGUCCAAGCAACAGUUCAUAACAUCACCGCACUGGCGGCAGGGGCAAAACUGAACAACACUAGUGAACUACCACCAAAAAGAGUACUGGUCACACCACUCUCGGCUGGUUCAGGCAAAGGAGCUUGCGGUUGCUGUUCCAAAUUUCGAGUAUUGGGUCACGGUGCCUCGAAAAUCAAUCAGCAUUUACACUUUGGUGGCCGGGCAACGACCCAAUUUAGAUGUCACAUGGUCGGGGCAUCCUGCGAGGACAUUUGCGAUCUUCAGGCCAGGGGUUUCGGCCUACAAGUUCCAGACCGAGAAUGGCUACCGGACACACUGCCUAACAAUGACAACGGAAGAUUCCAACAAGUAGUCGCGGGUGUUCAUAUCAUCAAAGACGGCGUUCCACUAACAUCGAGGGGACCGCUGAAUGACUUACUACACACCACUUUCUCGUCUAACACAGUCGAAACCCUCAAGAACAUGUACUCCAAAUGUAGUGUCAAGGUAGUAGUGAACAGCAACAAGACAACUAAAAAGCAUGCGCUCUGCACUGCAGAAAACGCAGACGCACGUCUCAUUGUCCUCCUAGAUGAACGGGAACAGGACAAUGGCAGAAUCUUAGAAGCAGUACUUGUGGAGAGACUCCAGAAGCAAGUGGUAAGAACAAUUUCGAAAACAACAUCCUUCGCUGAAAUAUUGUUGUUCAAAGACGACAACAGCGCGCAACGACUUAAAUCGUCCGGUUGGCGUCAACUAGAGGAGUUCAUGAUCUCAUGGCAUGCCUCCAUAUAUCCAAGUCUCUACAACGCAGAAGCUAACUUGAUUCAGAUCAAUCAAGAAGGUGCAACGUCUACAGCGACAACCAGCAUAGCUUUUCAAAACAUCUGCAGAGCCGACCACGACAACGGACCUCAAAUCCCUGAUGUAGUAGCCCAAUCUAUCCGAGUUGCAGACGAAGAAAACCAGGAAAUCAACCACCUUCAGUGCGCGGAUCUCAACUUGGUUGCGGACAUCAUGAAUCAUCGUGCCGCAAUCGCAGUUCACGAGCCGGAGUUUCGCGCUAUUUCUGAGAAUGUAGUUCAUCCAGAAUUUACCAACCUUCUAAAAGAGAUAAUCAUUCAGAAAACCUUUCGAGUCGUUCGUCACAGUCCAAUACUCCAAGACGGCUGCAACAAAUUUUUGCUUUUUCGGGGGGAAGAUGACGCGGAGCCAAGUGCCGAGGAUACUAAAAUUAUUGCAGCCUACGGGAAACCGAUCGGGAAAGCGAACGGCAGGGAUGUCUACGAAGUCAGGGAACUCCAAGAGAAACUAGAACAAGAUCAAGUUCUAGUUCUCAGGUUUAGACCAUUAUUAGACCUCUCACUCGAGUCACAGCAGGAAGGAACUUUUCUCCUAUCGCGCCUGCCUCCGGAUGUUCGCAAGAAGUUUGAAUCCUGCGAAAAAGUGACAGAUGUAGAUGAGAACUUCUUAUUGAGAUGCGGACUAGAAAGAGCGAUGAGCGCAGCAUGGAGGAAGGAAUUGGACGGGAUUUUUAAGACGGUGCAGAGAACUGGAAAGACAGUCGGGAAGAUCUACAAGCAAGGGGAUCCCCACGACGAGAAGGUAGCAGAUCUACGCACUAGAGCCAUCUGGGACAUAAAAAGAAGCACGAAGAAUCUAGGGAAAGUCGCCUGCAGAAUGGUCUGUGAUGGUUCCUCGGUCAAACUAUCCCCCGGAAUAGACACAUCAGCACCGGUAGUUUCACAACCAGAUCUGAGACUCUCUGCAUCCGUUGCAGGAGUUUUCGAAGAGCCGGUGUUUAUCCUCGCGGAUGCACCCAGAGCAUUCAAUCAGAGCGACGAACACGACCCAGAGGCCCGAAGAAAGUUUCGUUUUCCCAUGAACCUGAGAUCUCCAUUCUUGUUCGACAUAGCGGCAGAAUACGAUUUUGUGCCAGAAGCUCGAGGACUCUUUUCACUCUCCCACUACGGAGACACAUGCGGGUCACUGGGUUUCUACCGCACAGUAGAAGCAGAAUCGAAGGCUCGAGGCUACGUUUCAUCACCGCUGGCACCGGCAAUCUUCUUCCUGAGAGGUGGCACAGUUCUGAGUAAUCAGCACAUUGCAGAGAGUCAUCAAAAAGGGAGUCAAGAACUGCAGGAAGCCUGCGACCAGUGGUAUGCUAAUAAUGCUCCGGAGGAACGACCAGAGGGCAAGCAGAAGUACAAGGUAGAAGCAAUAGUACCAGAGAAAAACAGACCGUAUGCUAUCAUCCCUACCACAGUAGACGAUUUUAUCAUCAUAGUUGAAAGGAAGUAUGCUGGGGCCAUCGCAGGCUCAUAUUUGAAGCGUUUUGGAAUUUUGACGUACUCAAUAGGACAAGGUCUUUAUGCUGGGAAGGAACUACUACACGACUUGCGGAAGGAGUGCGUCACCUUCUCAGUAGCCCACAAGUUCAAAGACGGUCUUCGAGAACUACAGCUGGCGGGAACUGACCCAGAAGAAGAACUCACGCCAGCCCAAGUAACACAGAUACUAGGAGUGCGUGGAGAAUUAGGCUUCAUUGUCAACUCAUGCCGCGCAGACCUCAUGUACGAUUUCAGAACCAUCAGUCAAGGAAGUUUGGUAGGUGCAAAGCAAGAUCAUCUCAAGUUCGUCAAGCAAACGAUUGAAAAGGUGAGGAAGUACGGAGAAGUAGUAUUACGAAUAUUCUACAGAAACGAGGGAUGGGCAGUAGUUAUUGUGACAGAUGCUUCAUUUCAGGGAACAAUAGGACCAAGAACGAUUACAGAGCCUCAACUUCUUCGUGAAAUGAACAACAUUAUUGACGACCCACAGAUGUCAGAAGAAGACAAAGAAAACAAACUAAUUAGCUUAUGCGAAGAAAGGAAACACAAGCUCAUGCCGCUCAUCGCAUGCAUGAUACUACUAGUUGAUAUUGAACACCCACUAGAAGAAGGAUAUCGGGCGACUUUAGUGGAUUGGAACCUGCAGCAAUCUUCCGCUAUUUGUCUGAGCAGCUUUGGUGGAGAAGCCGAAAGCGGAGCUCAGCACGUCCCGGUAGCUAUCUUUAGAAGGGAGGUUUACUCCUUUCUGGGAUCUCACCGUCGCCUAGGAUGGUGUGGCGACAACGAUGGUCUCAUAAAAAGGGUGAACCGACGGGCAUCUAUCGAACCUACAAGGGAUUUCAAGAACAUAUGCGCCUUGAAGCAGGAUCGUGAGAGAGAAGAUAUGGGUAUUGGAUUCCUUACGGAUAAAGCAAAUCCGUGCGACGUGGCCACUAAACGGAUAGCCAAGGAGAGCGAAAAGUACCGGUGCUUGCUCGACAUAAUGCAGAAAGGAUUUUGGCGCACCAAGUUCCUCGGGGACAAGAAGAGCAAGCGAAGCCAAGGAGUAGAAUUCCAUUGGAGGGAAUACUCCUGGGAGAAGGAUAACUAGGAGGAUCUGCGCACCUUGUGUGACUGUGGGUCUUCUAGGGGUUCUCUCUCAGGUCAAGACCGCGUUUUGGGAAGAGUCAGGUAAGUUUGAGUACAAAGCAUUCCGCAGGAGAAAAGUUGGAAAGAAGGGAAAAUCACUAAGUUUCUAGGUGUUUAGAUCGAAUGUGGAGCAAGAAUGAUAUAGUCAAUCUAGACAACAUGACUCACAACUAUACUUUGUAGUCUUUCUUAUCCCCGGGGGUAUUGAUAAUUCACUAUGGUAGAAGGCAAGGUAGACAAAGUAAGUCGUACGAGUCAUAUCGAAGUAGUGUUAACAAAGUAAAAGAAACCUCGGGGUCUUGAACGAAUAACAUGCAAUGAAGAUCUGACGAGUGGAUUUCUUGAUCGUUGAAAAGGAGGAAGUGAGAACAAACAAAACAUCGUCUUGAGUGGUCGAAACGUUUGUGAAAUGCACUUGGUUGAGAAUGAUGAUGACAAGAGAAGGAACAACCAAUCAUGAACAAUUCCCAUCCAAACAAACAGUUUUUGACUUUGGACUUACACGAUUUUAUUAAUAACUUCCGAUGGAUUCUGGGGUGAUUUUCACCCCUCUUCGACUUGAUCUCCGGCUGUGUUCAUAAGUAGUUUUUGAAGUAUCAAUAAGAGCAUAGAUCCUUGGUUUUAGCCUUGGACGGUGCACCUUUGAGUGCAUCUUCUCUUGUCGUGGAAAGCAGUACUCAUUCUUCUUCACGACUUAAAGGCAAUCAACCUGAUUCUGUGAACUACCACGACCUUCUUCCCUUGAAUUGAAGGCAUUGCAAACAUCUCUUCCUUCUAGGCACAUUCAUUCCCUGACUCACCUGUAUAAGUAUUAUAUUUAUGCUUAUAUUUUUCGAUACUCUGAGAUGACUAGUACAGAGACUACAGACAACUAACGAUAACGAACACAAGUUAGAGUGAUCUUCUAAAGAGUGGCGGAGGAUAUCUUGGUGCCCUGACCGCGUCAGCAGCUGGAGCUUUCGGUCUUUUGGCCAAAAAAACGUCUCACGAUACAUCCCGCGGAAGUUUAUGGUUGGUUUGUUGUAGCUGGAGGAGAGGUUCUUUCGAGAAUAGACAUAAUCUUCUGAGGCAAAACUUACUUACGCACAUCGGCGUUGUAGCUCGAUGUGCAGGAUCCAUAACCUAACCAAUUACGUAAAAUUGCAACAGGACGGGUAGAGGCACGAUUAAAGUAGGCGCAUUGUGAUGAUUGCGAUUGGGGUCGGUUGUAAGCAGUAGUUUCGAUCAGAAUUUUUACCUUGCUGAAGAAGGUAGGAUUUUUUAUAGUGGACGAGGCAGGUGUACUGCUGUAUAAACACUCAUGUGAAUCAUGAUUGUAUCACCAAGUAGUCUUGAAGAGUCCGACUCACUACGGGAAGUAAAGCUCUACAGCUAGUGUGUGUUGAUGCUAGCCAAGUUGAAGUUUUGUGAACGAAGGUGUGAGGCGCAGAGGUAUUACACCCUAUAAAUUUCUUAUAUUAAUAUCUUCGCCUACUUGUUGAAAUAAACUAGGAAAGACAAUAAUGAAGUUCAACUUUGCAUCCCAUCCUUAACUGAAAGAGGUCGUGAUCACAACUACCCGACAACUCGGAAGUUCACACAGUCGUCUUCGUCUUCGUCACGCAAGGCGAUACACUAAUUUUCAGGUACUAGUACAACUCGUCACACUUCUUCUCACGCAACAAGCGAUACUCUCUCAUGCACCGAUGAUAUGAAGGAAGUCCUGCUCUAAUAUAUAAACCGACGCUGGAAACAAAGGAAUACAUCUUCAAACCGAAAGACGCUCCUUGCCGCAACUACAAGUCCGAUGGAAUGGGUACCUGCCAGCCGGUGUCUUUAUGUCCUAGAAUGCAAGUCCCGUAGUAUUGUCAAAAAAUGACAGUCAAUGAUCGCAUUUUUCCACUUCCCUGGGUAUAAUAUAAUAAUAAAUAAUAUGUCAGUCAGUAGUCGUCACUGACCCCAAUCCUAAUCCCCUAGAAUCACUUUUAUUUAGUAAAAAGUAUCCUCUCCUCGUCCACCCUCCUCUCCUCUCCUCUCCUCGUCCACCCUCCUCACCUCUCCUCGCCUCUCCCCUUCUUCAUUCUUGCUGAACAACGCGAAGGGAGUGGAGGCGUUUCAGAUUAUGUUCUGCCAGGAUCCAACUGGACCUCCGAAGUCCUGGCUGAAAAAGAAAAUGUCCAGCUUGGGAAAACUCUUCGGCAGGUAA
This is a messenger RNA of Amoebophrya sp. A25, 34433 nucleotides long. The record is from the annotation of a GenBank genome assembly. Lineage: Eukaryota; Dinophyceae; Syndiniales; Amoebophryaceae.